AUGGCAAAAGGUAUAGAUGAACCACUAUUGAACUCAAAGUUUGUGCUUGACGUUCUGAAACAGAACCUUCGAUUAGAUGGACGUGCAUUUGACCAAUUCCGUGAUGUAGACAUAAAAUUAGGAGAAGAGUAUGGAGACGUAACUGUAUCCCUUGGGCGCACUAAAGUUCAUUGUAAGGUAAGUGCAGAGAUAACACAGCCUUAUGAGGACCGCCCUUUUGAGGGUAUAUUUCUGAUCUCAACAGAAACAACUCCUAUGGCAGGCCCACAGUUCGAAAAUGGGUCGAAUACAGGCGAAGAAGAAGUUUUAAUUUCAAGAAUGAUUGAAAAGGCGGUCAGGAGAUCUAAUGCUCUUGAUUUAGAAGCUCUCUGUAUUGUUGCAGGCAGUAAGUGUUGGUCUCUUCGUGCUGACGUCCACUUUUUAGAUUGUGAUGGUGGAUUUAUCGAUGCAAGCUGUAUUGCCGUAAUGACUGCUCUGCUUCAUUUUAAGAAACCUGAUGUUUCAGUAACUGCUGAUGGAAUUGUUAUACACCCAGUAUCUGAAAGGGAACCAGUAGCACUAGGUAUUCUUCACAUUCCUAUUUGUGUUACUUUCUCUUUCUUUAACCCGGAUGACACGGAAGAGAAUAUCAAAGGCAUAUCUAAUAAUGAAAUAGCGAUCAUCGAUGCUACUCUUCAAGAAGAAUUAUUUCGUGAUGGCGUUCUAACGGUGACGCUCAAUAAGAAUAGAGAGGUUGUACAAGUUUCAAAGGCUGGUGGUCUGCCAAUGGACGCUUUAACGCUAAUGGACUGCUGUCAUAAAGCAUUUAACAUAACCCAGAAUAUUACAGACCAGAUAAUACAGCUGUUAAAGGAAGACGCACAAAAAAGAGAUAAAUUUUCUGAUUUGUUAAGCUCUAAAAAUCCGAGAGAUUCGUCCUGA
Messenger RNA from Eremothecium sinecaudum, 921 nucleotides. RefSeq names its product exosome non-catalytic core subunit RRP45 (gene RRP45). The coding region runs from base 1 to 921 and encodes 306 amino acids. The record is from RefSeq and is a predicted model, not a curated record. The transcript has a single exon. Gene Ontology annotation, cellular component: nuclear exosome (RNase complex); cytoplasmic exosome (RNase complex). NCBI's taxonomy places the organism in Eukaryota, Fungi, Ascomycota, Saccharomycetes, Saccharomycetales, Saccharomycetaceae. Gene Ontology annotation, biological process: nuclear polyadenylation-dependent rRNA catabolic process; TRAMP-dependent tRNA surveillance pathway; nuclear mRNA surveillance.